CUGGUAGUGGACUAAAAUAAAACUUUGUGAGUGAAGAGCUGAGUAUAAGACAAAAAUGGCGGGAUCAGGAUCGGAAUCGGAGAGUGGAGAAAAGGUAUGCGUCACCGGAGGUAGCGGUUGCAUCAGUUCGUAUCUCGUGAGCCUCCUUCUCGACCGUGGUUAUACUGUUCACGCCACCGUCAAAGAUAUCAAUGAUGAGAAGGAAACGAAUCACCUUCGAGCUCUACAAGGAGCAGAUUCGCGUCUCCAUCUAUUUCAGAUUGAUCUCCUUGACUAUGACUCCGUCUUCGCCGCCAUCAAGGACACCGUUGGCGUCUUUCAUCUCGCUUCACCUUGCAUUGUCGACAAAGUCCAGGAUCCUCAGAAUGAGCUAUUGGCUCCGGCAAUCAAAGGCACAAACAAUGUUCUGACUGCUUCCAAAGAGCUCGGUAUAAAACGAGUGGUUGUUACUUCAUCAAUAUCUGCUAUCAUUCCUAGCCCAAAAUGGCCAGCUGAUAAGGUGAAGGAUGAAAAUUGCUGGACAGAUGCUGACUACUGCGAGCAGAAUGAAUUAUGGUAUUCACUUUCCAAGACUCUGGCUGAGAAAUCAACUUGGGAAUUUGCGAAAGAAAAAGGUUUGGAUGUGGUUGUGGUGAACCCUGGGACAGUUAUGGGUCCUAAUAUUCCUCCAUCACUAAACGCAAGCAUGUUAAUGCUGCUCCGCCUUCUUCAGGGCUGCACAGACACAUAUGAAGAUGUGUUCAUGGGAUCUGUUCAUGUCAAAGAUGUAGCUCUAGCGCAUAUAUUGGUUUACGAAAACAAGUCUGCAACUGGAAGACAUUUGUGUCUUGAAUCAAUAUCACAUUAUGGUGAUUUUGCAUCAAAAGUUGCAGAACUUUAUCCCGAGUAUAACAUACCAAGGCUGCCAAGAGACACUCAACCCGGAUUACUAAGGGUGAAGGAUGCGGCUAAGAAACUCAUGGAUCUGGGUCUAGAGUUCAUACCAAUGGAUCAGAUUAUUAAGGAUGCGGUUGAGAGCUUAAAGAGCAAAGGCUUUGUUUCUUAAGGUAAGUUUUUAUUGAGGAGUCAAAUGCUCUAAUGAACAAUUUUAAGGCUGUCUAUUUUGGGGAGAAUUAGAAGAAAUGAAAUGUGUUUUGUGAAUUUAAAAUUUUAAUGGAUUGUUUCCCUCGUCUAUGAUUAUAUUA
Molecule: messenger RNA, 1184 nt
Organism: Impatiens glandulifera
Lineage: Eukaryota; Viridiplantae; Streptophyta; Magnoliopsida; Ericales; Balsaminaceae
Product: phenylacetaldehyde reductase
Exons: 6
Coding region: 56-1045 (329 amino acids)
Molecular function (GO): oxidoreductase activity, acting on the CH-OH group of donors, NAD or NADP as acceptor
Source: RefSeq, a predicted model, not a curated record